UGCUGUGUAACUGCGCAUGCGUAGUCGAGAGUGCGGGCUCUCCUUCAGUGUCAGAGCGCUGAGUUCGGGCGGGUAGAGCAGACCUGACGUAAACAAUCGUGGAGCCAUCGACAGCUGGACGAGCGUCACUGGAAGGCAGGCCUAGGACUGGCAGUUGGUACGCACUGAUGGAGAGGCUCCCUUAAUGGAAGACGUAGAGAAGAUUGUGGAACCGGAUCAUCAGGAGAGGGGCCUGCUGUACACGUGGAAAGGAUACUCCUGUUCGGUGACCCCGCAGAGGGUCCUGGGGCUUGGCUCCAAACCUGUCUUACAAGCUUCUCUCGGUGUUCAACAUGGAGUGCUGCUAACUGAAGGAGGUGAAGUGUACAGCUUUGGUGAGUUGCCAUGGAGACAGCCCACCGGAAGCGGCCCUGCUCUCCUGGUCCUCGAAGAAGCUCUUCUUGGAAAGCGCAUUGUGGCUGUCGCCGCCGGAAGCUUUCACAGUGGAGCCGUCUCCGACGAUGGCAUUGUGUUCAUGUGGGGGGAGAACUCCUCCGGCCAGUGUGGGGUGGCUGACAAACGUUUUGUCCCCAGGCCCUUCGCCAUGACUAUUGCCGACCCUGAAAGCAGCCCACCUCAGUUGAUCAAGAUGGUGAGCCUGGCCUGUGGAGAGCAGCACACCCUGGCUCUGUCUGCUCGUGGCGAUGUCUGGGCCUGGGGCAGUGGCUGCCAGCUUGGCCUGGUCACCAGCAGCUUCCCAGUUUUCAUGCCCCAGAGAGUUGAGCACUUGGCGGGCCGGCGUGUACUUCAGGUGGCUUGUGGGGCCUUUCACAGCUUAGCUUUGGUUCAGCGACUCCCCCCUCAGGAAGCCAGGCCACCCCCAGACAAGUGCAAUCACUGUAAUCAGUUACUAAUCACCAUGACUGACAAAGAGGACCACGUCAUCAUCUCGGACAGCCAUUACUGCCCGCUGGGAGUGGAGCUGAGCGGGUCUGAGUCCAGACAGGGGUCACCGGUCCUGAAGCUCAGGAGUUCUCCAUCAGAGGCUUCUCUGAGCAGCAAUGAGAUGGAGACUCUUCGCCUCGACAGUCUGUCCCUCUUGAGCACUGGAGCCAAAUCUGACAAUGGCAUUGGUGCCGCUGCCCACCAAAUGGCCUCUGAAGCACAUGAUGAGCAGCCUCUGGACAACGACACUGGCAUCUCUGGUGUCGACCUGCCCCUGCAUAGCUCCCUGGAUUCCAGUGAGGAGGCCAUGCAGGACAACCUCAAGAUGACUUCAGUUCACCCAGCAGCUGAGCAGAUGGAUGAGGGAAAAGGUGCCCCCUGUGCCAAGGCAGCUGCAGACCUCACAGGUGGCACUUCACUGUCUCCCCCGCUCACUGUUGCUGCCACCCUCAACAGUCUGGUGGUCUCGUGUGCAACUGCUGUGGGUGAGAAGGUGGCAUCCACCUAUGAGGCCCUAUCUCUGAAGAAGGUGAUGGGCUACCACUGUCAAGCGCUGCCCAUUGAGGUGGCCAAGGAGACCCGUGAGGAGCAGGUUCGUCUCGAGGAGUCCAUGCAGGGCAAGAAGAGCUCGAGCCUUGGCGACAUCCGGGAAGAGGAAGCGGAGGCCCUCAGCCGCAGGCUUUCUCUGCCCGGCCUGCUUUCUCAAGUUUCACCACGGCUCCUCCGGAAAGCUAGCAAGCCUCGUGUGCGCCCAGUGCCACUUACCCCCACCAUGGGUAGUGAGAGUGAUGCCCACCUGCCUUCCCUGCAAACAGAGGUCUGGAGCUGGGGCAGGGGCAAGGAGGGGCAGUUGGGACAUGGCGACGUCCUACCGAGGUUGCAGCCCCUCUGCAUCAAGAGUCUAAGCAACAAGGAGGUGGUGCGGGUAUCAGCAGGGGCACACCAUUCUCUGGCACUCACUGCCCAGUCCCAGGUGUUUUCCUGGGGCAGUAACGUCUCCGGCCAGCUCGGGCACAUGGAGUCUUUUAGUAGCGUCCCUCGGCCGGCCAAGAUGGCCGACGGGCUGCGGGUUUGGGAUGUGGCAGCAGGACAGCAGCAUACACUCUUCCUGGCUGAUGGUGAGCUGCACCAGCCCAUCCUCUAUUACAGCGGCAGGCAAGUCUCAGAGGUGGACGGUGGCCUGCACGGUGAUGUCAGCUAUACCCAGCAGCCCGUGCUUCUGCCCUUCUGCAUCAGCCUGGGCUAUGUGAGCAGCGUCUUUGCUGGAGGGAACAGCUGCCUGGUGCUGGCUGAUCAGAACAUCAUGGGCUACGUGGCAAGCAUACAUGAGCUGGCAUCCACGGAGCGAAAGUUCUACUGCCGACUGAGCAAUGUCAAGUCUCAGAUCCUGCGCCCUCUGCUGGGCCUCGACAAUCUGUGUGCCAGCCUGGGCACAGCAUCCACCCUGCUGCUGCAGACCAUGGGCAGCCGCUUCAGCCGACUCUGUUACCUGACUGGUCAGCAUGCAGCCUCACUCAACACCUUCCUGCGCGGCAGCAAAGACGUCAAGAAUCUGGUGAUGGUGGAGUACUCGACGUUCUUCCUGGACACGUACAAAGAGUAUUGCAAGACGGUGGGCAACUUCCUGGUGAUGGGGGGUUUCCAGGCGCUGGCCAAGCCCUCUCUUGAUUUUUUUGGGAAAAGCCCAGAGCUGCUGCAGAGGCUGUCGGAGACCAACGACGAGGGCGCCCCACUGGCAGACCUGCUGGCCACUCUCUUCUACCUGCCGGUCAGGCACCUGCAUGACUACGGCAGGAUCCUCUUGAAACUAGCCACCUGCUUCGAAGUGAGCUCCACCGAAUACCAGAAGCUUCAGGAUGGGAGCACCAAGUAUGAAGCUCUUGCCAUCCACCUGAAGAGGAAGAGGAAGGAAGCUGAGUACACGUUCAACUUCUGGAGGACCUUCCCAGGCAAGAUGACAGACUCUCUGCGGAAGCCGGCACGCCGCCUCAUCUGCGAGAGCAGCAACAAGGCCCUGACGCUGCACAACGCCGGCCGUUUCUCUGUCAACUGGUUCAUUCUGUUCAACGACGCCCUGGUCCACGCACAGUUUUCAACUCACCAUGUCUUCCCCCUGUCCACUCUCUGGGUGGAGCCCAUCCCUGAAGAGGUCAGCGGCAUGUGUGGUCUGAAGAUCACCACUCCGGAGGAGCAGUUCGUCCUGCAAGCAACAUCCCCCGGGGAAAAGGCCAAGUGGCUGAGAGCCAUCAACCAGGCAGUGGAGCAGGCCUUGAUUGGCUGCCCGGAUGAGCCUGUGCCCGGCCCAGGGGGUCUGUCUCGCCCCGAGCCGCCCAUGUCUAGAUCUGCCAAAUAUACCUUCUACAAAGACAGCCGGCUAAAGGAUGCCACGUAUGAAGGCCGCUGGCUGGCAGGCAAGCCUCAUGGCCGUGGAGUCCUGAAGUGGCCUGAUGGGCGUGUUUACUCUGGAACGUUUAAAAAUGGCCUGGAGGACGGCUUUGGAGACCUCAUCGUCCCUAACAAGACACUCAAUAAGGAUGACCACUACCGGGGACAGUGGCGGGAUGGCAAGAUGCACGGAUACGGAAUAUACAAGUACAGCACCGGCGAGGUGUACGAGGGCUCGUUUCAGGAGAACAUGCGCCACGGCCACGGGAUUCUGCGCAGUGGAAAGCUGACCUCCUCCUCGCCCAGUAUGUUCAUCGGUCAGUGGGUUCAAGACAAGAAGACCGGCUAUGGCGUCUUUGAUGACAUCACAAGGGGCGAGAAGUACAUGGGCACCUGGCAGGAGGACAUGCGGCAGGGCAUUGGGGUCGUGGUCACUCAGUUUGGACUGUACUACGAGGGCGCCUUCAGCGGCAACAAGAUGAUGGGACACGGGCUUCUGCUCUCCGAAGAUGACACCAGCUACAGGGGUGACUUUCAGGACGACUGGACGCUAAGUGGAAAGGGAACGCUGACGCUGCCCAACGGGGAUUACUUGGAGGGGACCUUCAAUGGAGAGUGGGGAUCAGGCCUCAAGGUGGCUGGAACCUACUGCAAGCCCAGCGUCUACGAGGCCGACAAGGACAAGGGGGUCCAUCCGAAAUUGGGCACACUGGCAGUGCCUCCAGAUGAGAAGUGGAAAGCCAUCUUUGAGGAAUGCUGGCAUCACCUGGGCUGCGACCCCCCUGGACAAGGAGACAUGUGGAAGGCCUGGGACAACAUUGCAGUGGCGCUGACGGCCAGCAGGAGGCAGCACAAGGACAGUCCAGAGCUGCUGAGCCGGUCUCAUAACAAGACACUGGAGAGCCUUGAGGUCAUUCCGCAGCACGUGGGCCCCAUGACCUCCGAGAGGUACGAUGGCAUCCGCAAAUACCUCAUCAAGGCUUGUGACACCCCUUUGCACCCACUGGGGCGCCUCCUGGAGACCCUCGUGGCUGUCUACAGAAUGACCUAUGUGGGUGUGGGUGCCAAUCGGCGCCUGUUACAGCAGGCUGUGAGCGAGAUCAAGUCCUACCUGAAGAGGAUCUUUGAGCUGGUCAGGUUCCUCUUCCCAGACCUUCCUGAAGAGGGCAGCACAAUUCCAGAUGCUGGCACAGCAGCCACUGAACAGACAGCCCGCAGUGAAAACGUGCUAGGGUCCAGACCAGGCACCCCUUUGCCCGGUCGGCUGGUCAGCUGCUCAGGCCUCCUGCUGCCCGUUCUUUUGCCCCGUCUUUACCCCCCUCUCUUUACCCUCUACGCCCUGGACAAUGAGAGAGAUGAGGAUGUCUACUGGGAGUGCGUCCUGCGGCUCAACAAGCAGCCCGACCUGGCACUGCUCGGCUUUCUGGGGGUCCAGCAGAAGUUCUGGCCCGAUGCCAUCUGCAUAUUUGGUGAGAGGAAACAGGUCCUCCAGAGCACCAAGGACCAGUGUUUCUCAUUGGCCGUGGAGUGUCUGCAGCAGAUCAGCACCACCUUCACCCCCUCAGACAAGCUGCACGUCAUCCAGCAGACCUUUGAGGAGAUCACCCAGGAAGUGCUGGCUCUGCUCAAGGAAGACUUCCUGUGGUCGAUGGAUGACCUCUUCCCCGUGUUCUUGUAUGUCGUCCUCCGAGCGCGUAUUAGAAACCUGGGCUCCGAGGUGCACCUCAUCGAGGACUUGAUGGAUCCUUGUGUGCAGCAUGGGGAGCAGGGCAUCAUGUUCACCACUUUGAAGGCCUGCUACUAUCAGAUUCAGCAGGAGAAGCUCAUGUGAGGCUGGAGGCCACCGCUGCUGGUUGUCCUCGCUGUGGUGCUGAAGGACAAACUGGAGUGAUUGGGACAUUCAGUUGAACUGACGUGUGUGUGACUGGGGACACUUGGGGGGUUGGGGGGAGCGGUCAGUCGGUCACGUGUGGCUUCUCUCAGCUGCAGAUCCAAGAUGAGUGACCAGUCAGUGGACAGUGGGGGCAGUUACUGUUACCUGAUGGCUGGGACUACACAUGUGUCACUGUGUCCUCGUCACUCGGAGGAGAUGACCGCCCCAUCAGGACAUGAAUGGGUCAGCAGGCAGCUUGCUCCUUCUUUGGUGGACUUCCUGCUCUCUCAUGGGGAGGCAGCUGCACUCUGCUGGGGAUCCAUUUUCCUCGAGAUACCAGUGUGGGGGCUGCUGUCUGUUGGUCAAGUUGGCAGCCCACACUGUUGGACAGUUUGGGGCUCAGUCCUCGUGACGACCUGAGGUGGACGCUGUCUUGGGGGCUUACUUUCUUUUUCAGUGUUUACAAUGUGGGGCGCCUUGACCCGACUGACCACUACUGUCUCACAGCCGGACUUCACGCUGGUCAGUGUGAAGCGGCCGCAAUAAACGCCUGGAUACU
Molecule: messenger RNA, 5741 nt
Organism: Erpetoichthys calabaricus (reedfish)
Lineage: Eukaryota; Metazoa; Chordata; Cladistia; Polypteriformes; Polypteridae
Gene: als2b
Product: alsin Rho guanine nucleotide exchange factor ALS2 b
Exons: 34
Coding region: 185-5140 (1651 amino acids)
Molecular function (GO): guanyl-nucleotide exchange factor activity
Source: RefSeq, a predicted model, not a curated record